AGUGGGUUUUUCAGCCGGCGGUGAACGAGACAGCGUUCGGCUUUAGGGUUGCGAAAGAGGAGGAGCACCGGUUUUAGAUAUCCCCGUUCUCGUCCUCCCCUUCUUUUAUUGUUAGGGCUAGGGUUUGCUCUGCACGAGAAUUUUUCCUUUUUCUUUACCCGGUUCUUCGAAUCGAUCGUGGAGGUGGAGCUACCCCACUCGCACAUGGAUCGGCGACCCAGAAAGAAGCUGAGGUUGGGCUGGGAUGUCGGCCCCCAGGACCUUAAGGAUCAGAUAGGAAUGUUAUGUGGGCAAGGAGUUGGAGAAGUGACAAGCUUGGUGUCUUCGGGGUCUCCUUCAGACCAUGCUAGUUCUUCUCAGUAUGCAAAGGGAGUGGCUCGAUAUGCUUCCCCCCCUUGGAGAGAAGAUGAUAAAGAUGGACAUUACAUGUUUGCACUUGGAGAGAAUUUGACCUCUCGCUAUAAGAUUCACAGUAAAAUGGGUGAAGGAAAGCAUUUAUUGACCAGUCGGGUCAGAAUCUUCCAAUUGUACAUAUGUACAUUUGGUCAGGUUUUGGAAUGUUGGGAUAGUGAAAGGAAAGAAAUGGUAGCAAUUAAAAUUGUCCGUGGCAUUAAGAAGUAUCGGGAGGCUGCCAUGAUAGAGAUUGACAUGCUCCAACAGCUUGGGAAAUGUGAUAAGAAUGGGAGUCGUUGUGUGCAAAUAAGGAACUGGUUUGACUACCGUAACCAUAUCUGUAUUGUCUUUGAGAAGCUUGGGCCAAGCUUAUAUGAUUUUCUGCGGAAAAAUGGUUUUCGCUCAUUUCCCAUCGAUCUAGUGCGUGAUCUUGCCGGACAACUGUUGGAAUGUGUAGCAUUUAUGCAUGAUUUGCGCCUCAUUCACACUGAUUUAAAGCCUGAGAAUAUCCUUCUUGUUUCGCCAGAGUACAUUAAAGUACCCGACUACAAAGUUUCAAUCAGCCCUCCAAAGGAUGGUUCCUUUUUCAGGUUGUUGCCCAAAUCAAGUGCUAUCAAGGUAAUAGAUUUUGGAAGCACAACCUAUGAUCACCAAGACCACCGUUAUGUUGUAUCCACAAGGCAUUAUCGGGCUCCUGAGGUUAUCUUGGGACUUGGAUGGAGCUAUCCCUGUGAUAUAUGGAGUAUUGGUUGUAUUAUUGUUGAACUUUGCUCAGGGGAAACACUAUUUCAGACCCAUGAGAACUUGGAGCACUUAGCCAUGAUGGAGAGAGUAUUAGGACCUUUGCCUCAGCACAUGCUGAGAAGAGCUGACCGGCAUGCUGAAAAAUUUGUUAGAAGAGGUCGCUUGAACUGGCCUGAGGGUGCAACCUCAAGGGAGAGCAUACAGGCUGUUUGGAGACUUUCUCGGCUUCAGAACCUAGUAAUGAAGCAUGUGGACCAUUCAGCAGGGGAUCUUAUUGAUCUCUUACAAGGCCUUCUCAGAUACAACCCUGAAGAGAGGUUGACAGCUCGCGAAGCUCUGAGGCAUCCCUUCUUCACCAGGACUUGUCUUCUGAGGUCAUAGUCAUGUUAAGCAUGUGAUGUAAGAUGUUUGCAUCAGACCAGUGUUCCGGUUUCUGAUGCACCAAAGAAACACAGAGUAGAAACUGGAAAUGGGUAGCGUGUCUCAGCUGUUUUCCUAGUGCUAAAAAUUGUACGUUCAUGUAACCUGACUGCAAAUGAGUCACUGAGUUGUGACUUGCAACGACAACGUCUGCCCUUGCAACCACUUAUGUUCCCGGACGAGUGGUACCUGUAAAAUCAUGUAUAGCAGAUAUGGACAACUAACAAUAUGAACUCCACAUGCCAAAUUUGUACGUCACUUGAAGAAUUUGUUUGCCCAACUAAAUAGAAUUGCUGAAGUCAAUAGAAUUGCAAACUCUAUUUCUUAUA
Molecule: messenger RNA, 1886 nt
Organism: Elaeis guineensis (African oil palm)
Lineage: Eukaryota; Viridiplantae; Streptophyta; Magnoliopsida; Arecales; Arecaceae
Source: RefSeq, a predicted model, not a curated record